This is a messenger RNA of Glycine soja, 944 nucleotides long. Its product is annotated as RING-H2 finger protein ATL34-like. The transcript is spliced from 2 exons. Bases 172 to 672 code for a protein of 166 amino acids. NCBI's taxonomy places the organism in Eukaryota, Viridiplantae, Streptophyta, Magnoliopsida, Fabales, Fabaceae. The record is from RefSeq and is a predicted model, not a curated record.
GAAAUCAUUAGAAACGGCUAGAGUCAUGAGAAUUGAAUGGGCCCUCUAACUUUUUAUAUUUACGAAGAGGUAACAAAACAAACUCCCACUGACCCAUCAUCCAUCUAUCUGAUACUGAUGCAUUAUUUGGGUGCCAUAAAUUGAGAUAAGAAUAAGCAGUUGAAGGGGUUAAUGGCUGGUAGGUUGCCUGGUGUUGGGUUGCUUGCAAGGAAGAGAACAGAGCAGAACCAUAGAUAUGAACACCAACACCAUGCCACAUGCCGACAAUCCUAUCACCUUGGAGAAUCAUCAUUGGAACCACCAUGGAUACCACUCACUGUCUUAGAUGAAACUGCUCUCAAGGCCAGACAAAGGCUUCACAAGAAGCUUGGACACUUCUUUUCCUCAUACAGGUCAAGUGAGAAUCCAAGAAAAGAAGGAAAAGUAAACCAAAGCAGCUACGAGAAGAAGGAUGGAGGAAUAGGUCGGAAGUUGUUAGAGAGUUCAUGGUUGUUGCGUGGCAACAAGUUUAAGAAAGAUAGAAAAGUGUGUGCUGUGUGCCUAGAAGAUUUGGGGCAAGAGCAACAGCUUAUGAACCUUUCAUGCUCCCAUAAGUACCAUUCAGCAUGCCUUCUUCCCUGGCUUGCAGCCCAUCCCCAUUGCCCUUAUUGUCGAACCCCAGUUCAGCCCUGACCUCAUAUUCAAGGGUCAAGACUCAGUAUAUGGUGCCUUGUAGAAAGGACAAAAAUAUCAAAGUUUUAUCUAGUAUUGCAAUUUGCCGCACAUUUUUCUUGUUACUGAUUGCCUAGGAAAUUUGAUUGCUCUUCUCAGGUAUUGGUGGAUAUCCCCUAUUGUAAUACACCAUGCUCUUCAAAAGAUUGAAAUUAUACACUAUCCCCCAAGAAGGCAAUAACUAUCCCUUCUUGCUUGCAUGAAAAAAAAGGACCAUGUUUCUAACUCAUCAA